UGUUAGUCCAAUUCGAAAAUAGCCAUUCAAGAUCAGUCGCAUUUUAGUCAAGUCCGUGUCGCGAUUAACAAAGAUGAACAUUAAAUAUAAUUUCUUAGCAAUAAUUAUUGCUAUUCUCUGUCAGAUUUGUUGUGCAAGUAAAUUAAACAUAAGCUUGUCUGAAUUGGAAACAUGCGAAGUGUACUAUUCAGAUGCUACACAUAAUAAUUUCAGACAUUUCUUCAAUGUAAGUUCUAUGAAAAAAAGUUUGAAUAAAGACAACGAACGAUUGCAUUUGAAAUUCUACGUAAUGAAUAGCAACGCCUUCAUCAUAUUGCUUUCAGAAGUUGUUAGACCCAGUUGCAAUGAUCCAUUUUGUGAACGUAGAUAUGAAAUCGCUCUUGGUACUAAAAACUCGGUAAUUUGGACUAAUUUAAGGAGAGGAUCUGAUGCGGUAUUACUCACAAGAGGGCCGUCCCUCAUCGACGUGUUAUCGAAUUUUGAUCCAAUACCAGUUGAAGUAAUUCAAACGAAUGUGAUUUUAUUUUCAGCUGGAGAAGUAAUUGUAAAUAUACCUGGCUAUGCAGAACCUCUUAUGAAAUAUUUGGAUAAAAAUCCUAUGGAUAUCAAGUUUUUUAGCUUUGGUUCUCCUAUAACGCCAGCUAAGUGGUUCUACAACUGUCAAUUCGAUGAAAAUUCCAACAUAGAAAGCCAAAAGAAGUCUGAGAAUGGAAUUAAAACUGUCGAAACUUUUAUUAACCAACAGAAAUUCUCUGAACAACUAAAAUCAAUUGCAAACCUCGCAGAAAAAAACAAUGAAGAACAAUUAUUGGCUUCAAAGUUAUCGGCCAAAGAUAUGAAAGAGUUGAUGGAAUAUUUUGUGUCUGGAUUUCGACCCUCUAAUAGACAUAUUUCAUUUUGUAGUGGCUUAGUUCCAACAUUGGACAAUUUUGAUGACAAUCAAGUGGUUAAGUUUCAACUAGGAGUUAUUGAGCUAAUGCAACAAAUCAAGAACCCUACAACAACAACAACCACAACAGAAAAACCGAUGCCGAAAAUAGAUAUACGGAUUGGACAAUGAAGAAUCUUCGUAUUCAUGGUCAUAUAUUGUGAAUUGAAUGGUAGAUAUUUUGAUAUUUUCUAUCCUUAAUAAUUUUUUUGUGAUCAAUUCUUCGUGAAUUUAUUAAAUAAA
Episyrphus balteatus (marmalade hoverfly) is the source of this 1171-nucleotide messenger RNA. RefSeq lists its product as uncharacterized. The transcript is spliced from 4 exons. NCBI's taxonomy places the organism in Eukaryota, Metazoa, Arthropoda, Insecta, Diptera, Syrphidae. Bases 74 to 1060 code for a protein of 328 amino acids. The record is from RefSeq and is a predicted model, not a curated record.